AUGGAGCAAGGAGGUGGUGGUGGUAGUGGUAAUGAAGUGGUGGAGGAAGCUUCACCGAUCAGCUCAAGACCUCCGGCAAAUAUGGAAGAGCUUAUGAGAUUCUCAGCAACGGCGGAUGAGGGUGGAGGUCUGGGAGGAGGAAGCUCGGGAAAUAGAUGGCCAAGAGAGAAAACACUCGCACUUCUUAGGAUCCGAUCUGAAAUGGACUCUACUUUCCGUGACGCCACUCUCAAAGCUCCUCUUUGGGAACAUGUUUCCAGGAAGCUGUUGGAGCUGGGUUACAAACGCAGUGCAAAGAAAUGCAAAGAGAAGUUCGAAAACGUUCAGAAAUAUCACAAGCGCACUAAAGAAACGCGCGGUGGUCGCCAUGAAGGUAAAACAUACAAGUUCUUCUCUCAGCUCGAAGCUCUCAACAUUACUCCUCCCUCUUCUCUCGACGUCGCUCCUCUCUCCGUCGCCAAUACCGUUCAGCAGCCUUCUUCUUCUUCGCAAUUCCCCGUUUUCUCUCUAGCGCAAAUGCCACCUCCCCAAACGCUUCCACCGAAUACAGUCUCCUUUACUCCCAAUCCAUUGCCUCCUCCUCCUUCAGUUGGUCCUACAUUUCCCGGAGUUACCUUCUCUUCUCACAGCUCAUCGACGGCUUCAGGAAUGGGGUCUGAUGAUGAAGAUAAUACGGACGUAGAUCAGGCGGGUCCCAGUAGCCACAAACGCAAACGUGAAAACCGUGGCAGUGGAGGCGGCAAGAUGAUGGAACUAUUCGAAGGUUUUGUGAGACAAGUGAUGCAGAAACAAGCGGCGAUGCAAAGGAGCUUUCUUGAGGCGCUUGAGAAGAAAGAACAAGAACGUAUUGCUGGAGAUGAAGCUUGGAAACGCCAAGAAAUGUCUAGGUUAACUCGAGAGCGCGAGAUCAUGUCUCAAGAACGAGCGGCUUCUGCUUCUCGUGACGCUGCAAUCAUCUCACUGAUCCAGAAAAUUACUGGCCAUACCAUUCAGUUACCACCUUCUUUAUCAUCACAACCGUCUCUGUCCCCGCAUCAACCACCACCUGCCGCUAAAUAUCCUUCAUCACAAGCUGUAGAACCACCUCAUUUACAACCAAUAAUGGCGAUUCCGCAACAACAAGUUCUUCCUACUCCACCUCCACCUCCUCCCAUCAACCACAACAACAAGAGAUGA
Molecule: messenger RNA, 1176 nt
Organism: Eruca vesicaria subsp. sativa (arugula)
Lineage: Eukaryota; Viridiplantae; Streptophyta; Magnoliopsida; Brassicales; Brassicaceae
Source: the annotation of a GenBank genome assembly